Molecule: messenger RNA, 2000 nt
Organism: Dermacentor albipictus
Lineage: Eukaryota; Metazoa; Arthropoda; Arachnida; Ixodida; Ixodidae
Source: RefSeq, a predicted model, not a curated record
GACAGCCGCGAAACAGUUGUUGCAGAGUCUCAGAGAUUUGGCAGCGUUCAUGGUAUUCUGUUCCAUGGUAUUCUAUGCUUACAUUGCGAAUUACAAACAGUUUUUUAGUGCACAUAAUACAGCGUGCCCAGCUGCGCCUAAAGAAGAAGAGAUCGAAGCUGCACGAGCGCAGAAGCCCGUGUAUCGAGCUCCGGUAUCGCAAGGCGCCCACGUAACCUGCUUCAUCUUCUGAUCUUCCGAAGCGCAGCCAUGGAUCCAAGUCAGUACUACCCCGAAGCCGGGGAUAGUCAAUUCUACCCAGGUACCGAUGUUUUACUUAUUGACAGAAGCAGCGACGAGGAAGGCGCGUGGGCCAGCGGCAACGCCUUGUGCCUCCUACUCGUGGCAUUCUGCAUGGUCUUCAUAAUCGUCCUGCUUGUCACGGUGUUUGUGCUCGCAAAAACUGACACAGACCUUUCCGAUGAAGGUGCCGAUGGCGGUAGUGCCGAUAGAUCUGAAGAACAAGGGCGAGCGGGCGGCGUCCGCAAGCCACCCACUAACCAAGGCUCCACACAAACUUCUGGGAUGACGCCCCCUGUAGUGGUGCCUUUGCUCAGCACAUUUGUGCCUCAAACAGCUGUUGCGGCAGCCCCGAAGCCAGCGGUUGCGGCACCACCGACACCAGCGGUGGCGACAACACCAAAGCCAGCAGCUGUGGCACCACGGACACGAGUGGUCGCGACAACACCGAAGACUACAGCUGCGGCGCCACCGACACCAGUGGUUGCGACAACACCGAAGCCAGUGCUUGCGACAACACCGAAGCCAGUGCUUGCGACAACAAGGAAGCCAGGGCUUGCAACAACACCGAAGCUAGCAGCUGCGGCGCCACCGACACCAGCAGUUGUGAUACCACCCACCCCAGCUAGGAAACCACCGACACCAAUGAGGGCACCAUCGACAACUACUGUAGUCCGUAAACCACCCACUGCCGGCCAAACAACGAGACUAGGCCCGACAACUCAGGCACCGUUGCCUAAGGGAUCGCUGCUGUGCACACUAGGGGCUGGUUUCAAGAAGUCGAAGUACACGUUUCCCCCCGACGGACUCUGCACCAUAAUCACGUUCGACUCGGUGUACAAGGGCAAUGACACAUUGGCCCCACCCUACAAGGAAGACUUCCAGUACUUCCUAGAUACGUCUAAGCAGUCCAAGAAAUCUGAAUUUGGAAUCGGCAUCGAGCAGGCGGAUGUGCCGGUGGAUAUUUUUGUUGUGGUUGUGCACCGUGACGAACCCGAUAUCAACUUCGUUAACUGCCGCAUGCUGCCACCAACCAUACUAAACGCGGACGUCUUGCAGAAUAUUCCAAGGGAUUGGUUUUACGGCAUCCGCAUGGGCACCAGCAUAAGUCAUCUUGCAGCCAACCAGCGGUUCUGGCCUUCGAACAUGAUGUAUGCUAUGUCCCUGGGCAUGGCUGGUCGGUGGUACGCAGCAUGUCAUAGAGGCCCCGUGACGCGUAGGGGGCCCGCUGGCUUUAAGCUCGGCAAAAAAUGCGGGGGCGCGUGCAAUCAAGAGAAGCUCCUGCCAGAGGAUCAGAUCACCGAGAUUGCCCGGGCCUGCUCGCGUCCUGCCUUGAACAAUUCAUUCUACUACGACAGGAUGUUCAACGCCCGCGUUACUUACGACAUCACAGCAGGAUUGGUCUUCACCUAUGACAGCCGUCGCAACCUUCGUACCAAGCUCUGCAAAGCCAAGAAGAAUGUGACAAGCGUGCAAUACACCUUUGUCGCUGCGGACAUCCAGCUGGAGGACGCCUAUGGUAGCUGCGGCUACGGGCCAUUCCCUGGGCGCUAAAUGCUCAAGAAGCUGGCGGCGUUCUUUGCUUAUAAUUACACGUCUGCCGGUAAGGAGACACAGUGCAGGGCGGUCACAUAUUAAUAUACGCUCAAUUGUUGCUACCAGCUCAUGCUCAUAGAAAAAAAAUAUCCUGCGUAAAUAAAUAAAGUGAAAUUAUAGAUUUU